CGCACACACACACGCACGCACGCACGCACGCACACACGCACACAACUCUCAUAGCCCUGGUAUUUCAUUUGCGUGAGUAGUCUAACAGCCAGUCAAGAUGGGCAACUUUUUCACAACUACACAGACGGAUGUCUCUGGACAGGAGAAGUGUUAUGACCCUGGGGACACAACGCUUACAUUUGUCGAUGGAGACGAUGAUUUAGACUUUUUGUGCGAUGACUUCAAGUCUCUCAGAGCAAAGAUGUCCUGCGGUCAUGCUGUCACUCCGAUGUCUCUCACCAACCAUUGUCGCAGGUUGUUGGAUGAGGGUGAGUGCAGAUUUGUGUGUGGCCUGCCUCGCUGUGAUGUUGAGUGGACGUAUGAAGAAGUUCGUAAAAUGGCUCUUCUGACCUCUGAAGAAAUGGAUUACUUCGAAAUGAAAAUGUUCAGCAAUUAUAAGCAUCACUUGGAUGCCAAAUCAUGUCCUGGCUGCAAGUCAUGUGUGAUGAGAACCAAUCUCUCUGAUCUAAGUGUCAAAUGCACACUGUGCACAGCGGAUACAAAAAAGACCUUCAUGUUCUGCUGGCAGUGUUUGAGGGAAUGGAAAGGCCCAGCUCCACGUUCAGACCGCUGUGAAAAUGAAGGCUGCAUCAGUCAGCCAUUAGAGACACUGAGAAACUGUCCUGAUAUCAUCUUUGAGUCUUCUGUGAGGGGGGUCACUGGCUGUCCCUCCAUCCGUGCCUGUCCCACCUGUGGUUUCCUGGUGGAGCAUAGUAAAGAGAAAUGUAAAAACGUUGUCUGUUCCCGGUGUAAAGUGGAGUUCUGUUUUGUGUGUCUGAAGCUCACCAAAGAGUGCCUGAAGCUAAAACCAUACUCAUAUUACGGACCUUGCUCCAGUGGUGUAACCCCCAGACAGACCUCUAUACCUGUGUGGCAGAGGACGUGAUUCUGAUUUGAAUAUAAAUAUACCUUUUUUGUUCUACUUUAUUUUCAUUUUAAAAGUUGCUUCAUAAUCAUUACAACUGUUGUUGAAACAGGAACUCCCAUUAUACCAGGCCAGGGCCAAAGAUCUUUUUUGUACUUAUAAUUUGGAACAAUUACAUAACAUGAGAUUUACCUUCUCCUCCCACAAUAAAAACAUUCACACAGAU
Messenger RNA from Epinephelus moara (kelp grouper), 1130 nucleotides. Its product is annotated as probable E3 ubiquitin-protein ligase RNF144A-A. The coding region runs from base 98 to 925 and encodes 275 amino acids. The record is from RefSeq and is a predicted model, not a curated record. The transcript has 5 exons. Lineage: Eukaryota; Metazoa; Chordata; Actinopteri; Perciformes; Serranidae.